Molecule: messenger RNA, 381 nt
Organism: Hyaloscypha bicolor E
Lineage: Eukaryota; Fungi; Ascomycota; Leotiomycetes; Helotiales; Hyaloscyphaceae
Exons: 1
Coding region: 1-381 (126 amino acids)
Source: RefSeq, a predicted model, not a curated record
AUGAUUGAAACCAACCUCAACCUCGCCGGUUCCCUAAGCCCUUGUCUUGAGCAGGUUUUAGGCCUCGAGCAACUUUUUGCGAGCGGACAGGAUAACCUGAACCUUUCAAAUAAUGGCAAUAAUAAUGUCAACAGCUUGAAUGGAACGGUUGUCUCGAAUUCAACAGCUAGUGUUAGUGCGAGUAACUCUACCGCUGUCGCGAACUCAACAGCGGACGCCAGUAGCCAACAACAAAACGGCAAGGAACAGAGCGCUAAAGGCAAAGGCAAGAAGAACGGCAAGCGAGUCGAGGUCAUGCAGCGAUCUGGUACGAUUAAGAAGCAAGUUCUGAGCGGUGUUGGUCUGGGGUUGAUGGUGAUGGUUGGGGCUUUUGCUUUGUAA